Molecule: messenger RNA, 2468 nt
Organism: Salvia splendens (bonfire salvia)
Lineage: Eukaryota; Viridiplantae; Streptophyta; Magnoliopsida; Lamiales; Lamiaceae
Exons: 2
Coding region: 920-2272 (450 amino acids)
Molecular function (GO): zinc ion binding
Source: RefSeq, a predicted model, not a curated record
GGCAUCCUGUGGUUUUUAGUGGAGUGGUGAAUUAUAUAGCUACACCAGUGGUUGAUAAUUUGUUGGAGUAUAUGUUUGCUGAAAAUCCACGUCAAAUUGAACUUUUUAUUGAAUAUACUCCGGUUACUACUGCGUUGCAAUUUGAACCACCUAUCACUCAUCAUGAUGUUGGAACGUCUAGGAGAGAUGAUUAUCAUAGUUUUGAUGUCGAGACAUCUAAGAGGAAUGAUGAAUAUCAUAGCUUUGAAUUUAACACAUUUGGGAGGGAGGUUGAUGAACAACUAGAUAUACCAAAUGUGACAUGUGAUGGUUAUGAUGGUUCAGAUGGUUCUGAUAAUUGUGAUGGUUCAGGGUUCUAAUAAUUGUGAUGGUUCAGAUGGUUCUGAUUGUGAUGGUUCCGAUGGUUCUCAACCAAGUGAUCUUGAUUAUAGUGCAGAAUCAUGUGAAGAUUCUACAGACGAUGAGACACUUGCUAUGAUGGUUGAGAAUUAUGUACAACCAUCUGUUCGUGGGGAGCAACCUGUUCCCGACUAUGUGCCUGAAGGGUUACCAUUUUUUUGAUCAUUACCAUGUGAAGGCAGCCGAGGUUACUUUUCAGAAGACCAUGGAGUGGGUGAAGAAGAUAUGUGGUAUUGGAAUGAGGAUAAUCCGAGACAUAUAGAUGUGGGAACGAAAUUUGAUAGCAAAUUGCAGUUGAAAACUGUUGUAACAUUAUGGCAUGUGGGAACAGGUCGGAUGUAUGAGGUUAUGGAUAGUAAAUCAAGAAGAUGUCAUGCAGUUUGUAGGGACCCAUUUGGUCCGAAAAGAAAAAGGCAAGGACCUUGGGCAACGAUACCCAUGUAAUUGGGAGGUUAAAGCAACGUUUAAGAAACACGAUGGUAGCUAGUCUAUCAACUCAUGGGUUGAUCGUCAUUGUUGUAUGGGAGAUCACUAUCCAAGUGAACAUGUUAAUCUUACAUCAUCCAUGAUUGCUCUCUGUAUUCGAAGUCAAAUUGAAAACGAUGCUGAAUUCAAGCCUUCUGCGGUAGGUACAUAUAUCAAAGAUAAAUUUCACGUGAAAAUCGACUACAAGAAAGCAUGGUAUGCUCGCAGCAAAGAUAUUGAGCUUGUAUAUGGUGGGUGGGAGGGAUCAUUCAGACAACUCCCCAGCUACCUGACUGAGUUGCAAAGUCAAAAUCCUGGGACAAUCGUUGAGUGGUUGCAUGACCUUACAUUGAGUCAAGGUAAUUUAAAGGUGUUCCGCUACGUAUUUUGGGCAUUUGGGCCAGCAAUAGAGGCGUUCCAACUAGCAAAGCCGGUCUUAUCAGUUGAUGGGACUCACCUGCGUGGAAGACUGAAAGGUAAACUACUUGCUGCAGUAGGUUACGAUGCAAAUAAUAACUAUUUGCAUGUUGCUUUUGCUAUUGUUGAUGAAGAAACAAAUGAGAGUUGGAGUUGGUUUCCGAAUCUUGUCAGAGUGCAUAUUAUAAAGCAUGAACAUGAAGUGUGCAUAAUAUCAGACAGACAUCAAGGCAUUAUAAAUGCCAUGCAGUCUGAUGUGUGGAAAGAGGUACCAGUUGGUUAUCGUCGAUACUGUUUAGUUCAUGUUAGAUCGAAUGUGUUACAAAGACACAAAGGCCACGGAGUGAAGAAAUGGGUAUGGAUAAUGGGUGAAGUAAUUGGGGAGCGGAGAUAUUGGACUGCAAGGCGUGAAUUAGAAAAUGUGAGUCCAGAAGCUCUGAGGUACCUCGAAACCACCAUAGAUAGAUCGCAGUGGACUAUGGCACACGAUGAAUUUCGUCGAUGGGGUGAGACAUCUACUAACAUGGCCGAGUGUUAUAACAAUGUGUUGUUAUCUACGGGGGAACUCCCAAUUAGAGCUAUCAUUGAUAUUACAUUCUGGCGGACCAUCAACUGGUUUGUUAACCGAACGACUCUAGCCAAACAAUGUCAGACGCCUUUGACACCGUGGGCUUGGGAGUUAUUUCAGAAGAAUGACCGUCGAGGGAGACGUCAUCAUGUUAGGACUACAAGCAUAGCACGUGGAACUUAUGAGGUGCUAACCUAUCACAGAGGUCCGGGAAGAGGCCAUAAUAUACAUGUUGUAGAUUAUCGUGAAAAGAGAUGCUCAUGUGGAAAGUGGCAGACCUGGAGAAUGCCUUGCUCUCACGCUGUUGCGGUGCUGAGAGAACGCAGUGAUGACAUCUUUAGUCAUGUUGAUUCCCGAUACCAUACAGAUGUUUGGAUUCACCACUGCGUUCCGUCCAUUGAGACACCAAGAUUAUUGGUAUGAACCUGAAUGGACGUUGGAAUGUUCACCAGCACGGCUACUUCCUCGUUCACGUGGGCGGUACAACAGAGGCAGGAUACACAACCAAAUGGAUGAGCGCGAAGAAGAUGCGCCAAGAGCACCUUGUAACACACCUUACUCUGUUAGUUUUAACCGAGUAAGUGAUGUCACCUUUCGGUACGAUCGACAAACAAAACAU